AUCGAUAUCUGGCUCGACGGGAGGCUGGCUUGCUGGCGCCCCUGCCCUGAUAUGAGUGCCUCGAAAGAGCCGAGCGCCAAGCGGGCGAGAUUAUCGCUACAGGUCGGGUCGGCGCCCGAGUACUUCCUGGUGGGCGAAAGGCAGGAAGCUCUGCGGUUUUUUUCGCGGAGCAAGGCUGCAUGCAUCCGAUCGACGCUCGCACGUCUGAGAGAGGAGGGCACGCUGCAGCCCUUGCUGCAGUCCCUCAAGGCCGCCUCCCCGGUGCUCGUGACUGGAAGCUCUGGCUACCUGGGCUCGCGGCUCUCGUCGAGGUGUUUCGAGCGAACGGCGUGCGGUGCCGAGGGUUCGACCUCGCUGCUGCAGGGACGACCGACGUUGUCGGGUGCGCGAGCGACCUGGCGGCGCUCCGGAGCGCGGCCGCCGGCUGCCGGUCCGUGGUGCACGCUGCUGCGCUGCACGCCCCGCAUUUAGGGUCGACAAAUUUUUACUCUGCCGAGGACUUCGAGCUGGUCAAUAUAUCUGGCACGCGGAACGUAAUUUCCGUAGUCAAGGAGACGCCUAUGCUCGGCAUGGUAUUCUCUUCCACUACGUCCCUCAUGAACACUGCCGAAGCGAAAAGGCGCGCGGCAUGUGAGGUUAUUGUGCAGGUGGCUUCAGAGGACUACGGCACUCCGAGGAACGCAUACGGCGUCACGAAGAAGGCCGCAGAGCAGGCCUGCCUGCGGGAGGCGGGCAUGAACGUUGCCGUGCUGAGGUGCAGCCGUUUUUUCGUGGAGGACGCCUACGAUACGAGCGCGGCGCCCGAGGACCGGGCCGCCAACGACCCCGACGGGCGUGUGAAGGCCCUCGAGCUGUUGUGCGGGACCCGGGCCUCUCUGGAGGACGUGCUCAUUGCGCACGUCGCUGCCCUCUCGCGAGUGUGCGGCACCUGGUCGACAUCCACGCAGCCUGCCCCCGUCCAGGCUGUGAGGGGUCCGCUGAUCGUGUCGGCGAUAUCGCCGCUCGUCGACAUCGCGGCGCAAGGCGUCUGUACGUCAAGCGUGGAGGGCGCUCGCGACAUGUACGAGAGUUUGGGCUGGGCUCUGCCAGACAAACGGUGCGGCCGCGUGCUUGACUCUCGUAAGACAUGGGAGGCUCUGGAGUUAACUCCCAAGUGGAACUUCGAGCGACUAGUGAAGGCUUGGCGAUCUGCUCGAGAUGGUGCUGCGAUCAAGAGUGGGCAAUAUUGAGUGGGCACGCCAUCGGCAGCUCACCGCUCGUCCCAGUUUCUGAAGCUGUCGUCUUGUAGAGGCAGGGUCAUGGCAUGAGAGGAAUUCGGAGUCGCCAUGAUACGAGCAUUCGUCAUGGAAAACAGAAGAAUUGAGAAGCUAG
Messenger RNA from Prorocentrum cordatum, 1371 nucleotides. The record is from the annotation of a GenBank genome assembly. Lineage: Eukaryota; Dinophyceae; Prorocentrales; Prorocentraceae.